AUGGGUUCGUGUAUGAGCACAGAUAAGUCGGAGGAUGCGGAAUCGAAGCGGAAGAGCAAUGCAAUCGACCGCAGGAUAGACGAGGACUCUAGGAAGCUACGGCGAGAAUGCAAGAUCCUACUGCUUGGUUCGGGGGAAAGCGGAAAAUCCACCAUUGUCAAGCAAAUGAAAAUCAUCCACCAGAAUGGCUACACCGUCGAAGAACUCGCCCUAUAUCGUUUAACGGUCUACAAGAACGUUCUCGAUUGCGCCAGGGCCCUCAUAUUGGGCUACAAUCAGUUCCAGCUCGAGCCUACAAGCCAAAAAGUCCGCGAUUACAUCCAGUACCUCCUCGACUAUAACAUUGACCCCGACCCCAACACACCGAUAGAUACCAAGGUCGGCGAUGCGUUAACAUAUCUCUGGAAUGACCCGUGUACUUCCACUGUGUUGGAGCAUCAACACGAAUUCUACUUGAUGGAUUCGGCGCCAUAUUUCUUCGAAGAAGCCAAACGAAUAACGGCCCCCGACUACAUACCAAUCGUGAACGAUGUGCUUCGUGCGCGGACGAAAACAACAGGUAUCUAUGAAACACGAUUCUCCAUGGGCCAGCUCAGCAUACACAUGUUCGAUGUUGGUGGCCAGCGCAGCGAGCGCAAGAAGUGGAUCCACUGUUUCGAAAAUGUGACAUCAAUUAUUUUCUGUGUUGCACUGAGCGAGUAUGACCAAGUACUGCUAGAAGAGAGCAACCAGAACCGAAUGAUGGAAAGUUUGGUACUGUUUGAUUCCGUGGUGAACUCCCGGUGGUUUAUGCGAACGAGCAUUAUCCUUUUCCUGAAUAAAGUCGAUCUCUUCCGGCAAAAGCUCCCUCGAUCGCCAUUGAACCGUUAUUUCCCAGAUUACUCCGGUGGGAAUGACGUGAAUCGUGCGGCCAAGUAUCUCCUCUGGAGGUUCAACCAGGUUAACAGAGCGCAUUUGAACCUCUACCCUCAUCUCACUCAGGCCACCGAUACCACCAAUAUCCGUUUAGUCUUCGCUGCUGUGAAGGAAACUAUUCUGCAGAACGCUUUGAAGGAUUCGGGUAUCCUAUAA
This is a messenger RNA of Aspergillus heteromorphus CBS 117.55, 1071 nucleotides long. It is a transcript of the gene gpaB, whose product is annotated as guanine nucleotide-binding protein subunit alpha gpaB. Gene Ontology annotation, cellular component: heterotrimeric G-protein complex. Gene Ontology annotation, biological process: adenylate cyclase-activating G protein-coupled receptor signaling pathway. The coding region runs from base 1 to 1071 and encodes 356 amino acids. Lineage: Eukaryota; Fungi; Ascomycota; Eurotiomycetes; Eurotiales; Aspergillaceae. The transcript has 6 exons. Gene Ontology annotation, molecular function: G protein-coupled receptor binding; GTPase activity; GTP binding. The record is from RefSeq and is a predicted model, not a curated record.